Messenger RNA from Ilex paraguariensis (yerba mate), 504 nucleotides. The record is from the annotation of a GenBank genome assembly. Lineage: Eukaryota; Viridiplantae; Streptophyta; Magnoliopsida; Aquifoliales; Aquifoliaceae.
UUCCAAGGUCCACUCCCGGCCACAACCAUAUGUCUACGGUGUAGCAGAGUGUUCUUCAGUUUUUCUUCUUCAAGGUCAAUACUAGAGAGUUCUUCCGGUGUGUGAUUCUUACGGGUUUACACAAGUGAAAAAUACUCUCCAUUUGAUAGGAUCAAAAUGAGGGAAACUGAUGAACAAGGUGAAGAUUAUCAAUCAACUGAUGAUUUAAGUGCUACCCCACUAAAAACGUAUGUGGCAAUGGUUGGAAGUAAAAGAGAUAAUUUUGGUUGUAAAUUGGAACCUUAUAUUGGGACAUAUUCUCGUAUUCGAGCACAUUUAAUGGGAUUGCUUCCUGGGCAAAGAAAAAAAAGAGUUGUUUUGUGUCCAAUGGUAAGCAAAGAUGAGAGAGAAAAGAUGAAAGAAGAAGAAGAAGAAGUUAAGAGACUUUUUGGAAAUAACUCUCGUAAGAGUUCUCUUCCAAGUUUACCUUACUGUUCCAUUGUCUUGUAGUACAAAUGCAGGGAG